This is a messenger RNA of Hippocampus zosterae (dwarf seahorse), 4033 nucleotides long. RefSeq names its product hydroxysteroid (17-beta) dehydrogenase 1 (gene hsd17b1). Lineage: Eukaryota; Metazoa; Chordata; Actinopteri; Syngnathiformes; Syngnathidae. The transcript is spliced from 14 exons. Bases 2509 to 3816 code for a protein of 435 amino acids. The record is from RefSeq and is a predicted model, not a curated record.
ACUAGUGCGGUAAAAGAACAGGAAAGGGAGGGGAAAAACUGAAUAGGGAGAAGACCUUUGACUCCAGGUCGAUGCUUUCAUGACAUACGGCGUUUAGGUUGCAAACGAUAAACAAUGAACUAGGCUGCGUCGCCGUGGUUUUGGGAGGGAUAAUCAAGCUUUCCUACGGCAUACAAAUGGAAUUGCGUUGAAAAAGGAGGACACCGAGCGCAUCCAUUUUCAUUGCCGUUUGUCGUUUCUGCAGUGUUGCCACUUAAAAAGGAGUUUGGAGAUGUACGAUCUGUUUUGGCAAAGCGUGAAGUACGGGUCAAGUAGAAAAAUGCUAAAUUCUGGAUUGAAUCUGGGAUAUUUUGGGGGAUUGCAAUGUUGGAUGAAUUUACAGGUUCUGUAUUUGCCGGGAAUUCUUGAGUUACAUUGCUUUUGCUGGCAUGGAAACAGGAGUCCUCAAUGUCAACGUUCUCCCAUUGAAAAUAUGACUUGCGUGCGGCUUCGCGAUGGACCGCGGCAUCUUCCGACCUGCGUACAAAUUCGGGGUUUCGUCACCUGCUGUAUUCGUCUCAACUUGUCUCAAAGUGAACAAACGACCAUAAGUGCUUAACUCAUUCACUCCCAAAGACGUUUUUAAACGUCUUUUCAGACUUGGUCCAGAAUUGGCUGCUACUGAAUGACUUAAUCAAACUUUCUUUUGGUUAGCUCUGCUGCAAGGGGACAGAAUCCAUUCUGUCUCGUCGAUGUAGUAAAGGCCACCAAAACGAAACACAAUCACAAAUCCCCCCCGGCAUUGCAUAACGCCAUAUCUCUGUACUUUGUUCUUGACAAAUUCGUAUCUGUGCUAAUGGUAGACUUGUCAUAUCCCACUAGCUAAUCGCAACGGGUGAGUUGGCAGCACGUUCAGAUAAAAAGAGAAACCCGAGAUGGGUUGACUGUUAUACAAGUCAAGCAUUCGAUCGGAAUUAGUUUCAUAGACCUGCAAUGUAGUAUUAGGAAUGAAUAUUCCUGAAAAGACGGCAAAAGGUUAGGUUUGGUAACUAGAUACCGGAAGAACCGCCGCCUGACUUGUCCCGAGAGAUCGCACUUCAAAUAAUGUCACAUUUUUGCGGCUAGCUCGGCCCGCCAUCUACACUCGUGUUGCAAGUAAAGUCGUGGUAGGAAAAACUAGUAACACGUGUGGAGGAUUUAAACGGUUGCACGUGCUUUUGAUCGUCCGGAGGAAACGUCGCGAGAGGUUACGCAACCGCGUCGGCCUUCGGGAGGCCGAGCCCUCGACCGACCUCAGCUGUGAAAACAGUACCGAUGUUUUGAUGGAUUCUGAAGAUCUGAUCUUCCUUGUCGUGAUCCUCAUUUCUGAGCCCCCCCCAACCCCCCCCCCCCCCCCCCAAAAAGCAUUGGCGGAAUGUGUUUUAAAUGAUUCGCAUGUAUUUGGUGUACUUUCAUCUGUCAACAAAGAGGAGAUCUUGAACUUUUGUCUCCGGGCAUUUCUUUUGCAUCCUAGGUCUGCGUUCACGGUUUAUCGGAACAAAUUUGAGCACCAACGCUUCUUUUUGUUUAAAGUCAGCUUUCGGAUUUAUUUAAAAGAUUAUCCGUGAUGUAGAGUUUAAGAGUGAGUUAUCCUCCCCGAUCUGUUUGGAAACCGGAAACAUUUUGAACACAAAAUAUAUGAGGAGUUAGGACAUGAGUUUUUCCACCUCAUGUUUGUGGUCUUUCACAUUUUAAAAAUCAGUCCGGACGCUAAAAGUCUAUUUUUGUGUCCCCCUCUUCUUCCUCGAGAGCAAACGCUCUCACGACUUCAGACGUUCCUUUCCUACAGCGAGCAGCCAGAUUAAAGAUCGCAGUCGACCGCAUGGACGAAUGGAUGAGGUCAGAUCAGCCUUAGAUCUCCAACACAGCUGACAGCAACAUGGACAAAUGGACGCGUGUUGACGCCUCCACAUAGAGGCCAUGACAGUCGUACAAAAAGCUAGCCAGUUGGUACCACAGACACGGGGACCACCCACUUGACCAGGCCGGAGGAAAGGGGCCACUGAAGCUUUGAGCAUCCCAUGAAGGAUCUCAAGAACAGAUGUGUGCAAAUUUGGAGGUGUACUGAUAACCACCAAGCGUCAAAACACAAUGGGAAAUUGAGUUGCAAGCCGAACAACUGUCAGCCCUGCCACCAUUAUCCUCGCAUUGAUCCCUCGCUCGACAUGUUUGCGUGGUGCAGUCUCGGGUGCUGUGAACAAUAACCUUUGGAAUUCAUCAAGAGACAAAACGCUAUCCCACAGCAGAUGGAAAACCAAUCGGGUGAGUGAGCGUCGCUACACCCGCCGCUGUCUGUCAAGAGCUCACCCCGGCGGAAUGGCUUGGCAUCACAACAACGCCGUCGUCAUCUCAGUUGUGUCUCAUUCAGUCGGAUGAGGCAGAAUUUGACAGGAUAAACACGUCCAAGCAGGUACUGCGCUACACCAAAUGAUAAGAUAGAGGCGGCCAACAUGGAGUCCAUCCACCAGUUCCGUCAUCAAGAAUCCUGUAAUGUUUGUUCCAUUAAUUUGGACGCAUAAUCCGUUUCUUGGACUCCACACAUCCAUGACCCGAAUGAGGAUAACCGGUCCAGAAAAUAGACGGUCGGGUCGCGGGGCAUGCUGGAGCCUAUCCCAGCUGUCUUCGGGCACGAGGCCGGAACCGGAAUCGAACCCUGCACCUCUGCACUGUGAGGCGCUAACCAAUCGAUCACCGAGCCGCCCGGGUCUCCCACAACGAUGUCUAAGAAGUCGCCGUGACCUCCUUGGACUCACAAUGUCAGCUCAUCUUCCAAUAACUCUCCGAGACAGCGGGUCGCAAUGUUUGGCUCGAAAGAGGACAAAGGGUACGUCUGCCUCGUUUGGUUCUCGUUUCCAACUGCUCGAGUCAACCGGGUUGCCCGUGUCUACCAAUCAGCUCCUUCCAGCUGCUCGUGUCUGGCGCAGCAUGGACAAGAAAGUGGUGUUGAUCACCGGCUGCUCCUCCGGCAUCGGCCUCAGCUUGGCGGUCCGGUUGGCUUCGGACCCGGAACAAACAUUUAAAGUAUACGCCACCAUGAGGAACCUGGCCAAGAAGGAGCGUCUUCUAGAGAGCGUCAAAGGCCUGCACAAAGACACGCUGGACGUUCUUCAGAUGGACGUCACGGACCGCCAGUCUAUCCUCGACGCCAGGGACAAGGUUGCGGAGAAGCGAGUGGACAUUCUCGUCUGUAACGCCGGUGUGGGUUUGAUGGGUCCACUGGAGGCUCACUCUCUGGACUCCAUGAAACAAAUUCUAGAAGUCAACCUUCUGGGCACCAUUCAGACCAUCAAGGCCUUCCUGCCCGGGAUGAAGGCUCAGCGUAAUGGUCGUAUCCUGGUCACAGGCAGCAUUGGAGGCCUUCACGGCCUGCCCUUCAACGUGCUCUACUGCGCCAGCAAGUUCGCCAUCGAGGGCGCGUGCGAGAGUUUAGCCGUUCUCCUGCAACAUUUCAACAUCUAUGUCAGCCUGAUCGAGUGCGGCCCUGUAAACACCAAUUUCCUGGUCAACCUGACGAAGGCGGAGCUUGGCGAUCCGUCCCUGCAGCAUGUGGACGCGCGCACGUUGGGCCUGUAUGAGAGAUACCUGCAUCAUUGCAGUUAUGUCUUCCAGAACGCAGCGCAGGACACAGAGGACAUUGUAAAGGUAUUUUUGGAUGCCAUGCAGUCACCCAGCCCGGCCUUCAGGUACUUCACCAGCGGGGCGGUGCCCCCUCUGACCGAGCUGAAGGUGACACAACCGGACGGCCUGCGGUACAUCAGCGCCAUGAGCAAACUCAUCUUCUCGCCCGAUGAGCAGUGACCUCUGCGUUUUGUUCAUUUGGUCAAUUUGUAUUUUGGGGAAAUUAAGUUGACUCACCGUUGUUGGGCAACCUGAAAGCAAGUUCCAUGAAGGCAAUAGCGGAUAUUAAACAUUAAUUUUUUUCUUGGAAAUACUAAUCAAUGAUAUCAUUUAGAAAAGGUAUAGAAAUCAGUUUUGGUGUGCUGAAUAUUUGAAUGUACUUUUUGAGUAAAGUUAU